GAUGGUGAGGAGACUCCAUGGGCCAAAAGCAGGUGAAAGGGAAAAGGUAGUGAGGACAGAAUGCCAAAUGAUGCUUUUUAGCCACUGGAGGUGUGCCUAACCCAAUACCUAAUGGCAUUUACAAUCUUGUGAUAAAAAAACAAAAGCCUGCCAAAUAGGCUGGUUGUAGUUCCAAGAGAUUGUGACAAAGGCUGGGAAGCUUUCUAGAGAAACUGAACAUUCUGCAUGAACUGUAGGUCAAUCAUCUUUGCACUGAUCCAGCUGUGGUUCCUCUCCUCAUUUGCUUGCUGUCUCCCAGUUAGGUAUCGUAUGAAAAAGCACCUUGAAAAGAUGCCCCAAGAAGGUGAAGCAGCCCCAAAGGUCUCCAAAGACCAGGAUCGAGGAUGGGCUUGGAUGGUCUUAGUAGCCACCGUGCUUGUUCAGGCUCUAACACUGGGUUUUCCUUCCUGCGUUGGAGUCUUCUUCAAGGAUCUGCAGCAUGAUUUCCAGGCUACCAAUAGUGAGACAUCAUGGUUCCCUUCCAUCAUGACAGCUGUCCUCCAUGCAGGUGGUCCUCUUUGUAGCAUUUUGGUGGAGCGAUUUGGCUGCAGGAUAACUGUCAUGCUCGGAGGCCUUCUCAGUGGGGUGGGCAUGGUUGCCAGUGCUUUCUCCAAGUCUCUUAGUGAGCUCUACGUAACAGCUGGAUUCAUCACUGGCCUGGGAUCAUCUUUUAGCUUCCAAGCAGGAGUCACAGUACUUGGUUACUAUUUUAUACAACGGCGAGCACUAGCCAAUGCCCUGGCCUCCACGGGUGUCUCCAUUGGCCUCACACUGUGGCCAUUGAUUUCCCAAUAUCUGCUUGAUGAGAUGGGCUGGAGAAACACAUUUCUAAUCUUUGGGGGAGUGCUGUUGAACUGCUGCGUAUGUGGGGCUGUGAUGAGGCCAGUCCCGGUCAAGCAACCUGCCCUUUCAUUGAAAUCUUUUUCUGAACAGUCCACUGAAGGAAUAUACCUGCCUAAUGGUAACACUUUGCAUCAUAAAGUACAGUGUCAGUCAAAAUUUGCUGCGUGUUUCCAGACCCUGAAGAAGUACCUAGCUUUUGAUAUCUUCUGCAAGAACAAAGGCUACCAAAUCUAUACCCUUGGAGUUACCUGGAUGGUGAUGGGUUUUGUGCUGCCCCUUGUUUACUUGGUACCCUAUGCCAUCUUGAAUGGAGUGGAGGAGCAGAAAGCAGCUCUCCUCAUUUCCAUUAUCGGGUUCAUCAACAUAUUUAUGCGCCCAAUGGCAGGCCUUCUCUCAGGCCUUAGUGUCUUCACUGGCAGGAGGAUCUACCUCUUUAGCUUAGCUGUGAUGCUCAAUGGCUUCAGCAACCUCAUCUGUGCUGCUUCAGCUGAGUACAGUAUUCUUGUCCUCUACUGCUUGGUCUAUAGUGUCUCCAUGAGUGUCAUCGGUGCACUUAUCUUCCAAGUGUUAAUGGAUGUGGUGGAAAUGGACAGGUUCUCCAGUGCCUUGGGUCUUUUCACCAUCUUGGAAAGUAUCACCAUUCUUAUUGGACCCCCUCUUGCAGGUCUUCUUGUGGAUGUUACAGGACACUUUAGUUAUGUCUUCUAUGCUUCCAGCUUCUUCAUGGUAUCAGCUGCUCUCUUCAUAGGUUUUAGCUUCUGCACAAUGGAGGCCAAGAACAAAUCAAAAGAAAUUAAUAAGCUACUGCCUGAAGAUCCCUCCAAGGGAAAAUACACAGAAGUGCCAACUGAAUUUGGGCCUGUGAAGAAUGGUCCUCCUGAAGUAAUCUAUGUAACAAGCAUCUGAAUGCAAAGGAGCUGGAGGAAUAUUGUAUUAUGCAAAAAUGCAAAAGGUGGGGGAGGGACAUGACACAGAGAGAAGUGCCUCUUUUCUCGUGCUCACCUCCUUCCUGCUACAAUGGUCUAUUCAACUGGGUUGGGUUCAGAUUUCUAGAUUGUCCAGAUGAGAAAAUACAAAUCCAAAGCCACCCAGACAUCUAAGGAGCACUUUAAACAACAUGUACAGGAUGCAAGUCUUAUUAUAGCAUCUGAUGUUACUUGAAGCAUAACAACUGCUGUUAUCAGGUUUUCUUACAGACUCUUAGUAACCUUUUGGUUAUGAACUGCCUUGCUCUCUAAAAAAAGCAAACCCAGCAUAUUGCUUAUACAGGAUGCUUGGUUUUGGAGAGGCCAAUUUGUUGUAGUUAAGCUUGUACUGAAGUCAACUGGCUGACUUCUCUCCAAGCAUAAGUGCAGAUUUUUUAUUUAUUGAUCUUUACUGCUAGUUUCUUGAACGUUAAGCAGAAUUGUUCAUCCCUGUUUUAUAAUUUGAGGGCAUUUUCUAGAGGACUAUAUCAUGCCACUUAAAGCAGCCUGAGUGGAAUUAUAUGCACUGCUGUAACCAAAGUGAGUCUUUCCUGAAUUUCAAGGCCUUUUUGUGGAGACGAUGAAGUCUCAACUCUGAAACUGCAACUUAGAGUGAAAGUGGAUAGCUCCAAAGUGCCUAUACAUUAACCAACAGUGUCUUAAAUUUCUUUUCUUCUUUGAAUACAUGUUGCUGCAAAGAAAGUGUCAUGACCAUGUUAAGAUGGUCAUUUCAUUUUUCCAAGAAUAGUUCUUGUGACCAGUAGACCAUAUCACUUUCAAAAUGUCAGUACAGUACAGGAAGUCAUCUGUGUUCUUGUCUUUAGUGGGGUAUAGCAGGCUUGCAUAGUCUCUAUGGAACCAACUCUAUACGUACGUAAUAUGAGUAAAAAGGUCAUCUUGUAAAUUUAAAGGAACAUUAGGGCUGAGAAAUGCUGCUUCUCUAAAGCAAUAGGUGAAAUCAAGACCAUCUCUGUUUUGGACUGAAAUUCUCAACAAAACUAUAUUGUUCAGAGGAUGGUACUUCUCUGAAAUAUGUUUCUUAGAGGGACUGUUUUACUCUGAACUUGUUCUGCUUUGCCUAGUUUCUUUAAAAUAGCAGUAUUUAUAUUGGAACAUGAGUUUCAGUCCAGGUUGGCUGGCUGGCUUGCUUUUGGCAAUUCAGACAUUUCACAUUCUGCUCUUCCAGUUCUAAUCUCUCUGUAAACAUUCACCUUAUUUAACCCUUCUGAAGUCCAAAGUGGCUUUUAAUGAAAGAGAAUACUGGCUAGGAACUCAAGCACUUUAAAACAUACAGUUUUAAAAGAGUGGAUGUUUAAAGGAAGUAAGAAUGAAGUCACAGCCCUACUGAUCAACCUAAAGUUGAUCUACAUGAAUUGAGAUAACAGGAAUGCAGGAUUGGCCCAAAGCAUUUUGGUGCCCUGAAGCAUUAAAAUUAAUUUUAGCAUUAAGAUUACUUUGUGCUUCAAAGAAUUGCCAGGGGGUAGGAGAGGAGGAGAAAAGGAACUUACCCUAGCUGAAUGAGUGAAGUUGAACAUGCAGAUGGCAUGCCCACAAACAUGGCUUAGAAAACCCCUAUUCUAAAAGCCAGACUUCUAAACUUUUUAAGACUGGAUGUUUUUUCAACACGAUACAGUGAAAAUAAUCUUGAAACUCUUUCGUUUGAAAAUAUUUGUGAACGUAGUCAAUACCAGGUAGAAAGUAGAAGAGAUAACUUAAAUAUAAAAAUCUAUCUGCAUAGGACAGACAAAAUAUGUUUUCAAUUUUAAGCACACUUCAGUUAUUAAAAAGCUGCUAACAAGGCUGGAGUUUGACAAAUCAUGAAGAUACUUUGAUCAAUUGUCUAUAACACUAAGUGGAAAUUUUAAGUAUACUUCCAGCUACCAGAUUGGUAGCAGAAAGAGGUUGCUGCUAUCUUUAUGCCCAUUUUUUAAAAGAUGUCUUAGGGUCAUCUGGCUGGCUAGUGUAUUGGAAAUGGAAAUUACACUAGGUAAACUUCAGUCCACUGUAACCUCCUAGGUUUCUUACAUUAUACAAAACUAAAUAUCCAAAAAAUAUAAUGGAAAAAUUAAUUUAGUAAUAAAAGUUAUUCAAUAUUAAAUACCCCUCAUCCACUGAAUGGAGCCUUUCUUUUGAAAGGUGUAAGUUACCUGAUAGGCAGACAGGCAGGGAAGUUAGAUGGAUUGGAGCAGAAAAGUGACACCUAGAUAGACUUCUGUCUUAAAUUAAUUUGCAAUGUCUUUGUUUCAGGACUGUGGUCAGUUUAUUACUAGAUUGCUGCAUUAUUUACUGGAAAUCUUAUGAGAAGCCUUUCAAAUAUCUAUGUAAGUCAAAUGCACUCAGUAACAUUUGCAAACUUGAAAGCACUAAAGUGUUAUCUGCAGACAAGCUUUUGAAAUGUAACAAACAGCCAUUGUGCUUGUUUCAGGAUUAAGAAACAUCUUGUAAUUUCUUUUCUCAGAAUACACCAUUUGAAAAAGGGUCCAAGUCUGCUUGUUUCUAUUCUUUUUGAAUAAAGCAUCUAUAUAUAAAGA
Candoia aspera is the source of this 4378-nucleotide messenger RNA. It is a transcript of the gene SLC16A5, whose product is annotated as solute carrier family 16 member 5. The record is from RefSeq and is a predicted model, not a curated record. The coding region runs from base 226 to 1788 and encodes 520 amino acids. NCBI's taxonomy places the organism in Eukaryota, Metazoa, Chordata, Lepidosauria, Squamata, Candoiidae. The transcript is spliced from 4 exons. Gene Ontology annotation, cellular component: plasma membrane. Gene Ontology annotation, biological process: transmembrane transport; monocarboxylic acid transport. Gene Ontology annotation, molecular function: monocarboxylic acid transmembrane transporter activity.